Messenger RNA from Acanthopagrus latus (yellowfin seabream), 4787 nucleotides. Its product is annotated as sodium- and chloride-dependent GABA transporter 2-like. The record is from RefSeq and is a predicted model, not a curated record. Gene Ontology annotation, biological process: sodium ion transmembrane transport. NCBI's taxonomy places the organism in Eukaryota, Metazoa, Chordata, Actinopteri, Spariformes, Sparidae. The transcript is spliced from 15 exons. The coding region runs from base 140 to 1984 and encodes 614 amino acids. Gene Ontology annotation, cellular component: membrane.
AGAAUACUGGUUAGGUUAGUCCCAGUGGCCACUCCUCCGAGAAGCCCCUUUCGCUCAACUUAAUCUUGGGCAGAGGCUUGUGGUAUUUUUCAUCCAACAAGUGUCGGAGGAGAAAAGACCUCACCUGCUCAAGGUUGAAAUGGACCAAAAACAAAACUCACAGGUGAAAAUGAAUCUGAUAAACCUCGGGACUGCACCAGGACAUACUCUGCCCGAACCUCAGGAGAGGGAGCAGUGGGGCAGUAAAAUUGAGUUCAUCCUCGCUGUGGCUGGACACAUUGUUGGCCUUGGAAAUGUCUGGAGGUUUCCAUACCUCUGCUACAAAAAUGGAGGAGGGGUUUUCUUCAUACCAUAUGUUUUGUUUUUGUUCACCUGUGGCAUCCCACUCUUCUUCCUGGAGACAUCGUUGGGCCAGUACACCAGUCAGGGUGGAAUAACAUGUUGGAGAAAAAUCUGCCCUCUUUUUGAAGGCUUAGGUUAUGGGAGCCAAGUGGUUGUUUUGUACACUGGGGUGUACUACAUAAUCAUACUGGCUUGGACGUUUCUCUACCUGUUUUCAUCCUUCAGAUCUGAGCUUCCAUGGGCAAGCUGUGGCAACAGUUGGAACACAGAUGGCUGUUUUGAGAAUGGUCUCAAUCAAACAUCCACUUUGCUCCUGUAUGGAAACAGCACAUCUUCAGUCAUAGAAUUUUGGGAGAGGAGAAUCUUGGGCCUGUCCAGUGGGAUUGAGAGAAUUGGUAAUAUUCGUUGGGACCUGGCCCUUUGUUUGCUUCUUGCCUGGAUGUUGUGCUACUUUUGUGUCUGGAACGGAGUGAAGACAACAGGAAAGGUGGUCUACUUCACUGCCACGUUUCCAUAUGUAAUGCUGGUGGUGCUGCUUGUUCGUGGUCUUACAUUACCGGGGGCCAAAGACGGAAUCAUGUUCUACCUCUACCCAGACCCAUCCCGCCUCACUGAUCCAGAGGUAUGGAUGGAUGCUGGCAGCCAAAUUUUCUACUCCUAUGGAGUCUGCACCGGUGUUCUUACUUCUUUAGGAAGUUACAACAAGUACAGCAACAACUGCUAUAGGGACUGUGUUUACCUGUGCCUGUUGAACAGUUUAACCAGCUUCAUAGCUGGAUUCGCCAUCUUUUCUGUGCUCGGCUUCAUGGCAAAGGAGCAAGGUGUGGAUAUAUCGAUGGUGGCUGAAUCAGGUCCAGGGUUGGCAUUCAUUGCUUAUCCUCGUGCUGUGGCUCUGAUGCCACUUCCUCAGCUCUGGGCCAUUUUCUUCUUCAUUAUGAUCAUCUUUUUAGGAUUAGAUAGUGAGUUUGUAUAUCAAGAGGCAUUGGUCACAACCAUCGCCGACAUGUAUCCUGACUUCUUUCGAGAUAGCUGUCGUCGCAAACUCCUCCUUCUUGCGAUUUCUGUGGGGAGCUUCUUUCUUGGCCUUCUGAUGGUCACGGAGGGUGGCCUUUAUAUUUUCCAGCUGUUUGACCACUACGCCUGCAGUGGGAUGACGCUCCUGCUUUUUGCUAUUCUUCAGGCCGUCUGUAUUGGAUGGGUCUAUGGUGCAGAUCGUCAGUAUGAUAAUAUACAGGACAUGAUUGGAUAUCGACCGUGGCCGUUCAUGAAAUAUUGUUGGCAGUAUUUCACACCAGCUAUCUGUACUUGCACAUUUCUCUUCUCCUUGGUCAAAUAUACCCCGCUCAAAUUCAACAACACUUAUGAAUACCCCUGGUGGGGUUACGCCAUUGGAGGAUUCUUCACGCUCUCUUCAACACUCAUGGUUCCUCUGUGGAUGUUGUAUGCUGUGAGUGUAACCCCGGGAACUCUGAGACAGAGACUGAAAAUACUGUGCACUCCAGAAAAGGACUUAUCUAAUCGUACACUAAAGAGGGCAACAAAUGAAGAAGCAUUUCUGACUUUCACAAGCUUGCACACACUGCGCACUGCAGAAAGUCCCAGUGACAGAAGUGACAGAGUUCAGAGAUCAGGCAUUAUUUAGAAUCAAGGAAACACAGAGGAGGGAAAUGCUCAACAGUUUUACCAACUGAAAAAACAAAAACAUCAUUACGGAGAGUCAAACAAAUCCUAAUGUAUUACAGUGUUUGCAGCAUCGGUUAGCAAUAACAAGAUCUGAUCUUCCUGGUUGUACCGUUAACAUACCUUCAAUUUCUGUUGUAUAUUCCAGCUGGCCGGCAAUGAAAGCAAAAUUCUAACGAAGUUUUCACAAUAUAUUUUUAAAUGACAUUUAGCCUGAAAAGUUAACACAAACUUUAAAGUGUAGUACUAAGUAUAAUGUACAUUAUUGUAGUUAUUUUGUAACUAACAAAAAAGCAGACAAAGGGGACAUUGACUCAAAGCUAAUACAUUUAGAAAUUGAAAUCCCUAUGAUUAAUGCACAUACAUAUUUAAAUACUUACUGAAAAUCCAGGUAUUAGAAAAUAUAUAAUUAUGAAUAUAAUUUUAGACAUAUAACGUAGCUUUUUAAAGAAGCUUUUUAGGUAAGUAAAGCACUUUAUAAUGGAACUGUGCAAUGCAGUGGGUGUCUCAGGCAUAAGAGACCACACCUGUCCGUGUAACACCUGAAACUGGGAGAAACCUUUGUUCAGGCUGUAAUUCAACACACUGCAGGUUCAGAGCUUUAUGUAUUUGAAUUACAGAGUAAUGUGACACUCCAUUGCUCUACCGCUCUACACUUUGAUCACAGGAUAAAUACACAUUAUGAGGGCUGCAGUAUAACCUUAAUGCAUUCCUUCUGUGAUUUUCCUAUAAUCACUCAAAGUACAAGCUUUCACCAAAGAAUUCAGUGACACACAGUUACACUAAUAAUUUAAUCUAAUUUAACACAGUGUCAGUUGCCAGCUUCAUUCCAGUUAAUACAGUUAAACCAGAUAUAUUGUCUACAUUACCCACAAUGCAACUUAGGCAUUGAGUGACAUCUCUGGAGGCAUUUUAGAUGAUUAACAUGCAGCUUCCUCUGGAGCCACAGAAGGCUUUAUACUACCUUUUAGACAUAUGCAGUAAUACUCCUACAGACAUGUAAACAAAACUAUAUUUAAAAUGGGUGGAGCUGUACUUUAAGAUUUGACCCAGGGUUAACUUAACUAAUGUAGAUGUGCAUAUGCACCCCAAGAUAUUGGAUUAUUAUGUGAAUAUUGAAAAUGCUGGAUAUAAUUAACUAUAAAAUGUCAGUCUGCCAACUAUUUCUUGUAGUGUUUCUUUUGUAAAAGUUUUGUAAUAGUUUGUAAUAGUGGCAGUGAAAAAGGUUGAAAUUGUCUCUAAUACUAAAGCAACAAUAUGUAAAUGUUUGCCCUUAAAAUGUUGAUGGUAUAGUGUUGUGUAAUAGGGUGGGUAGUGUUUCUGUCUCAGCCACUCUCAGGGGGCACAAAAUCCCAGAGAUGCCCAUUUCUAUAUAAUGUUGCAUUAAUAUGUGUUCACCUAUGGUUAGAAAUUACCAUGUGUUGUUAUAGUAGCAAUUUACAGUUGAAUCUUUGAUUGUGCUGCAGCUGGUGUUGGUCUCCAGUCUGGAGCACUGGGAGUUCAAAUUGUGUUCAAAACUUGAUUUGUGGUGAUAUUAUUUAAAUUUUGCUGUGGCACUAGUAGAAGCGUGAAGAUUUUUUUUUCUGUUGAAAUAAGGGUUAUUUCUUGUGUAUAGUUUUGGUUAUCCAAUGAUAGCCUACUUCCAGUGCAUUGGCCUGCUGAUUGGUGCGUCACAUCCCUGCAGCAUGUAGAAUUGAUGUCGGUGAUCCUGAUUGUAAUAAACCAGCCUGUUAUGGGAUUAUUAUUUUCAUUUUUUACACGCACUGACUUUUAGAUCAACUGUAUUUAUAGCAGAGGUUAGUUGUCAUAAUAAAACUGUAAUUAUAAUGGUAAUAAUUACUUCAAUAUAUUAAUGAAAAAAAAGCAAUAAAAAGACAGUUUCAGGUUUUAGCAUAUAUAUCACAUUAUAUAUCAUCUGAUGCAGAAGUUAGAUUCUGAACAAAGACUAGGAGAACAGAUUAAAUGACUCUCCUUUAAAUGUCCUGGUGUGUUUUAGAACUGAUUUCUGCGUCUUUUACCCCGCUUCCCAUACCAAAACCACAAUAUGAUGCCCAAAUGUGUUUAGUAACUGUAUUGUUUUUUUUGUUUUGUUUUGUUUUGUUGUUUUGUUUUUUUUUAAAAAAAAAACAAAAAACAAAAAGACAGAACUUGUUCUUUUCACCCAAUAUUGACCCCAUUAUUUUUCCUUCUGGAAGUUUUUGUAAAGUAUGUUGCAAUUUUUAUAUUAAUUAAUUCUAUCACAACAACUGUAUUUGUUUAUCAACCCUCUUGAUUUUCUUAUUCUGUUACUUUGUAACACAUACACAUCUGAGGCUGUUUAUACUUCAGCUGUUCCAGGGUUUUGCCUCUGGGAGGCGCUACAGGAUUAUAGAUAAAACAUCAGAGACAAUAUUUCCUGACAUCUCUGACAUUGCCUCUGUACUUGCAGGAACAUAUCCGUGCACCUAUGUAAUAUGUCACUUAAGCAGAGUGUCUCAUUUUUUUCUAUAUAGAUUUAAAUUUGUAUAUAUAUGCAUUUUGUUUUAUGAAGUUGUUCUAACUGCAUGGAUGUAGACAGUAGGCCAUCUGCUGGCUGAACUCACACACACACACACACACACACACACACACACACACACACACACACACACACACACACACACACACACACACACACACACUGAUUACAGGAGGGUACAUGAGGUUGGAGCUGUGUCAUUUGUGUAUUUAUGUGUGUUGAAUGUUGAUCAUUGAAAUGACUCUGAAUAAAAAUAAACAAAAAAAGA